CUAGAAACUGGGUUUGAGUGUUUGUGUUGGUGCUCCCGCAAGCAAAGCGGAGGAUGCGCGUGCCGUCUCGAUGAAAAGCAAACCCGACGGACAUGCGAGAGAAAAGCAUUCCGCCAGGGUCGUUCGAGUCUCACAGCAAACACGUACGGUCAAAACGUCAAGACAGUGUGUUUGCAUAGGCACGCAUGAUUCAUGCGUACAUACAAUGUGCAUUAUGAAUACGAGAAACCAGUGCGGCUGUGUUUGGUCAUUUGCAAGGAGUGUGUGGCGUUGAUCUGGUCGUGCGUGUGUGCAUGUUUGUGUACUCUUGCUCGCUCCAGUGUUGGCGUUUUUAGACAAUGCUACAAUCCCCUCUCACACUUGUACCCAUACGUGUUCUCUGCAGCAGUUCUACCUACUCUUCAUUCCCCCCAACAUGUCCAGUUCUACCGAGUUUCUCGUCAAUUUCAUGGCCGGUGGUGUGUCCGGUGCCGUGGCCAAGACUGCUACAGCACCCAUUGAGCGCGUCAAGCUCCUCAUCCAGACGCAGGACGCCAACCCCAAGAUUAUCUCUGGAGAAGUCGCCCGUUACACCGGAAUUGUCGACUGCUUCACCCGCGUCACCAAGGAACAGGGAUUCAAGGCCUUUUGGCGUGGAAACUUGACCAACAUCAUCCGUUACUUUCCCACCCAGGCUUUCAACUUUGCCUUUAAGGAUACCAUCAAGGCAAUGUUCCCCCGGGCCGAUAAGAACACCGAAUUCGCCAAGUUCUUUCUCAUCAACAUGGCAUCGGGUGGUCUGGCCGGAGCCGGAUCCCUCAUGAUCGUCUACCCCCUGGAUUACGCCCGUACCCGUCUCGCCUCCGACGUCGGAACCGGCAAGCAGCAGUUCAGCGGACUCAUGGACUGUCUCAAAAAGACCGUCGCCUCCAGUGGCGUGGGCGGACUCUACAACGGUAUCGGAGUCAGUGUCGUCGGGAUCAUCCCCUACCGUGGAGUCUACUUUGGUCUCUUCGACACCCUCUCGGGAUACAACCCCUACCAAAAGGACGAGAAUGGUCUCUUGCGUGCCGCCUCCAAGUUCGCUUGCGCCCAGAGUUCCGCCAUCUGCGCCGGAUACGCCUCCUACCCAUUUGAUACCGUCCGUCGUCGUCUUCAGAUGCAGUCCGAAAAACCCAAGGAUAUGUGGGUCUACAAGGGCACCGCCGACUGCUUUACCAAGAUCGUGGCCCAAGAAGGAGCCGGAGCGCUCUUCAAGGGAGCCGGCGCCAACGCACUCCGUACCGUCGGAGCCGCCAUGGUCCUGGUUCUCUACUCCGAAAUCACCGCCGCCUUUAACGACAAAUAAGUACGGGACGUACCCUGAGAAAAAUACCCGAUACGAACGUUUACCUAAGACCAAAUCAUUUGUGAUUUC
Messenger RNA from Phaeodactylum tricornutum CCAP 1055/1, 1396 nucleotides. RefSeq lists its product with no specific name. The coding region runs from base 416 to 1327 and encodes 303 amino acids. Lineage: Eukaryota; Bacillariophyta; Bacillariophyceae; Surirellales; Neidiaceae. Gene Ontology annotation, molecular function: ATP:ADP antiporter activity. The transcript has a single exon. The record is from RefSeq and is a predicted model, not a curated record. Gene Ontology annotation, biological process: mitochondrial ATP transmembrane transport; mitochondrial ADP transmembrane transport. Gene Ontology annotation, cellular component: mitochondrial inner membrane.